Molecule: messenger RNA, 1691 nt
Organism: Hevea brasiliensis (rubber tree)
Lineage: Eukaryota; Viridiplantae; Streptophyta; Magnoliopsida; Malpighiales; Euphorbiaceae
Product: AT-hook motif nuclear-localized protein 23-like
Exons: 1
Coding region: 387-1286 (299 amino acids)
Cellular component (GO): nucleus
Molecular function (GO): minor groove of adenine-thymine-rich DNA binding; DNA-binding transcription factor activity
Source: RefSeq, a predicted model, not a curated record
UUUGGGUUGUGAGAGACAAAUGACUGCGUUUUGAGUCUCUCUCUCUCUCUUCUGCAAACACCAUAACCAUCUCUUCCUCUGCACUCAAUCCCUUCUCCCCUUUCUUGUUUUUUCCAUUCAAAAAUAUUUAUUCGUAUGUGUCCUCUCUGUUCAAAUCUUUUUCUUCGUCUGCUGGAGCUGCCUUUCCCUUUUCUUUUUUUUUUUUUUUCUUGAAUUUUUAUUUUAUUCAUAAUUUCCCUUUCCUCCUCCCUACAACAUAGUUUAUAUAUAUAAUAUAUAUUAAACAAACAAACCCAUAAAGAGUUUUUAAUCAUCUAAAAUAUUGUUUUUUUUUUUAAAUCAUAUUUCCUUGGUUUUCUGUUUUCUUUCCUUUUGAUAUUGUUGGCAUGGCCGGUUUGGAUUUAGGUACUACUUCUCGUUACGUUCACCAGCUCCACCACAGACCUGACCUCCACCUUCACCGCCAGCAUGACCCUGAAGACCACGAUCCCAAUUGCCAAGGAGGCGGCGGUGUUGCUGCUCAUUUCUCCGCUGACCACCAGCAGCAACAACAUGAAGACGCUUCCCACCAAGGCCUUGACCUUGUUGCAGCGGCUGCAAACUCAGGACCUGAGGACAUCGUCGCUCGCCGACCCAGAGGUCGCCCACCCGGUUCCAAGAAUAAACCUAAACCUCCGGUCAUCAUUACUCGGGAAAGCGCCAAUACGCUGCGAGCUCACCUUCUUGAAGUAGGAAGUGGAUGCGAUGUGUUUGAGUGCAUCGCUAACUACGCCAGCAGACGGCAGCGCGGGAUUUGUGUACUCAGCGGUGCUGGAACCGUAACUAAUGUUACCAUCAGGCAACCAGCUGCUGCGGGAGCUAUUGUGACUCUUCAUGGCAGAUUUGAGAUCUUAUCUUUGUCUGGAUCGUUCCUGCCCCCUCCAGCCCCACCUGGAGCAACUAGUCUAACAAUCUUCCUUGCUGGUGGGCAAGGGCAGGUGGUGGGAGGAAGCGUUGUGGGGGAGUUGACGGCAGCAGGGCCGGUGAUAGUCAUCGCAGCAUCGUUCACAAACGUGGCAUAUGAGAGGCUGCCUUUGGAAGAGGAUGAGCAACUGCAGAUGCAAAGCGGUGGUGGUAGUGGUGGAGGUGGAAGUGGCGAUGGAGGAGUUGGGAACAACCCAUUCCCUGAUGGGGCAGCAACAUCAGGUGGGCUACCCUUCUUUAAUUUGCCGCUGACUAUGCCGCCGAACGUCCAGUUGCCAGUGGAUGGAUGGACAGGGAAUUCAGGCAGUAGGGCUGCUUUCUGAGACAUCUUUGGGUUUGCUCUGAUGAUUUUGUGGGAAGUGAUCUAUGAGUUAUUAUGGACAGCCAAAUUUAUGGCUUUGGUUGGAUUUAAGCAGUUUAAAGUGGGCGAGAGAUCAUGGGCUCUUUGGAUCAUAAAGGUCAGAUUAAUUUCAUGGAUUUCUUGUUCUCGCCAUCAUCACCACCGCCAUGUUUCUUCUUCCUCUUCUUCUACAUCUUCCAUCUUCUGUGAUGUUUUUAGGUUUUUUCUUAUUCCUUUUGCUUAUGUCUUCUUCUUUCUAGUUUUUAGGCUUAUCUCUAUGUUCUUUUUUUUUUUUUGGGAAAUAUAUUGUCUUCUUCUUCACUGUGGAACUAAUCUCCUUUUUUUCUUUAUAAUUAAGAAAUGGUUUGAGGAUGUAUUAUUCACUAUA